Molecule: messenger RNA, 219 nt
Organism: Mytilinidion resinicola
Lineage: Eukaryota; Fungi; Ascomycota; Dothideomycetes; Mytilinidiales; Mytilinidiaceae
Exons: 1
Coding region: 1-219 (72 amino acids)
Molecular function (GO): zinc ion binding
Source: RefSeq, a predicted model, not a curated record
AUGGCACCCCAAAAGUUCACUUGCGUGUUGCCUCUCUGCUCGAAACCCAUUCAGCGUAUCGUCGGCGACCGCAGCCUUUGCGCCAGCCGCUUCUGUGCCAAGCAUCGGCUGCCCGAGCAGCAUUCGUGCACGCGGCUGGAGGUGCACAAGAAGAAGGAGUUUGCGAGAAACGCGGAAAAACUGCUUUCGGAGAGGACGGUGGUUAGUCGGGGAUUAUGA